CUGCUGUUUCCACCCGGACACCAGAAGGAACGGACUGCUACGCUCACUGCGAAGUUCAAUCACCUGACACUGUUGUUUUUUUUGUCCCUACAUGUUAUUCUUCCACCAUGAAUUCAGACGCAGUUUUGUUGUUAGAGACCGUUAAUUUUGCCGCAGAGAAACAUCGUAACCAGCGACGUAAAGAUCCAGAGGGUACGCCGUACAUUAAUCACCCCAUCGGAGUAGCAAGAAUCGUCAGCCAUGAAGCAGGCGUCACAGACAUUGAGGUUUUGCAGGCUGCUCUGCUUCAUGACACAGUGGAGGACACAGACACUUCUCCUGCAGAGCUCGAGGCGAAGUUUGGUCCAAUCGUGGCUCGUAUCGUUCAGGAGGUGACGGACGACAAAAGCCUGUCCAAACAGGAGAGGAAGCGUCUGCAGGUGGAACAUGCGGCUCACUGCAGCCGCCAAGCCAAACUGGUCAAACUGGCUGAUAAACUUUACAAUCUGAGGGACCUGAACCGAUGCACACCUGCUGGUUGGACAGCCGAGCGGGUGCAGGAGUAUUUUAUGUGGUCCUGUGAGGUGGUGAAAGGCCUGAGAGGAACCAACUCCGCUCUGGAGGAGAGACUGGAGGAGCUCUUCAGACAGAGAGGGGUCCAGCUCUGACAACACAGGGGAGAGCACACCGUUCAAAUUACAAAUAAGAUACAUUUUCAUUUGUAAAUUAAAGAAAUAAAUUAUAUUUCAUAUGCA
Molecule: messenger RNA, 734 nt
Organism: Cottoperca gobio
Lineage: Eukaryota; Metazoa; Chordata; Actinopteri; Perciformes; Bovichtidae
Gene: hddc3
Product: HD domain containing 3
Exons: 4
Coding region: 108-647 (179 amino acids)
Molecular function (GO): guanosine-3',5'-bis(diphosphate) 3'-diphosphatase activity
Source: RefSeq, a predicted model, not a curated record